Sinocyclocheilus rhinocerous is the source of this 2398-nucleotide messenger RNA. Its product is annotated as probable G-protein coupled receptor 156. Gene Ontology annotation, cellular component: G protein-coupled receptor heterodimeric complex; membrane. Gene Ontology annotation, molecular function: G protein-coupled GABA receptor activity. Lineage: Eukaryota; Metazoa; Chordata; Actinopteri; Cypriniformes; Cyprinidae. The record is from RefSeq and is a predicted model, not a curated record. The transcript is spliced from 9 exons. Gene Ontology annotation, biological process: G protein-coupled receptor signaling pathway; gamma-aminobutyric acid signaling pathway. The coding region runs from base 34 to 2388 and encodes 784 amino acids.
UGUGUAUGAGUUGAGAUAGAGCUCAGGCCAGUGAUGGAGGCAGGACUGAACUGCAGCUCUCACUGUGAGUCUGGCGUCUGCUUCAUCUAUCCAGGAGUGAACAGCCAGCAGGGCUGGGACGUCCUGCAGAGACUCUGUGCGCUCUCAGCGAGGGGUGUGGAUGUACAGAGUCGAUCGCUGUCUCCUGCUCUUCGUGCUGGAGUCUGGACGCUGCUCUCUUGUGGGAUUCUGCUGGCGCUCUUCUUCCUCAUUUUCACUCUGCGCUUCAAAAACAACAGGAUAGUGAAGAUGUCCAGUCCCAAUCUGAAUGUGUUGACUCUCUGUGGCAGUGUACUCACAUACAGCAGCGGCUUCUUAUUCGCCUUGGAGGAGAGAGCACCGCUGUCAGGAGCAGGAUCAAGAGCUUUCUUACAGGUGCGGAUGUGGACACUGUGUAUUGGCAGCUCUCUGGUGUUUGGCCCCAUUCUUGGGAAAACAUGGCGGCUCUACAGAGUGUUCACUCAGCGUGUGCCAGACAAGAGAGUGAUUAUUAGAGACAUCCAGCUGAUGGGUUUGGUUGCUCUGCUGGUACUAGUGGAUGUUGUUGUUCUAGCAGCAUGGGGUCUGACGGAUCCGAUCAAGUGCUCUCGCUCUGUUAGUGCUAUGGUGAAGGUAGUGGAGCGGGAUGCAUCCUACUCUCUGUCCCAGUUGGACUCCUGCUCUUCUCUCUACUCGGACUUGUGGGUAAUCCUGCUCUCUGUGCUUAAGGGCAGCCUCCUCCUGUACGGCACGUAUCUUGCCGGCCUGACAAGCAAUGUGAGCUUACCUCCAGUAAACCAGUCUAUGACCAUCAUAGGUGCUGUCUGUCUGGUUACCAUGUCGAGCGCUGUGGCCGUACCUGUCUCUCUUUACCUGAACGCCUGGCCCAAUGUGGUCUACAGUGUAGUGUCUGGAGCCAUCUUCAUCUGCACAGUGGCCAUAAACUGUCUACUGUUUGUCCCUCAAUUGACCCAGUGGAGGCAGUUUGAAGAGGAGACAAACUCUCACUCCAGUCAAAUGGCCAAAUACUUCAGUAGUCCCAGCAAGACCACACACUCCAUGUACAGCGAGGAUGAGAUCUAUUAUCUACUUGGAGAAAAUGACUCAAUGAAAAGACUCAUCAGUGAGAAGAAUGCUGUUAUUGAUAGCCUGCAGGAACAAGUGAACAAUGCCAAGGACAAGCUGCUCAAACUGAUGACUGCUAGCCACCCCUUGGAUGGAGAAAUGGACUCCUCCAACACUAACCUCAACUCCACCUCCACCCAAACAACAGUGGUAUCUCCUGAUUCUCCAACUCUUCUUCUAAUGAAAUACUCAGAAGUUGCUCCCACCAGAGCUCUCGCUCCACCUCCCUAUGUGCCUCCUCCAUCACUUCCCGCUCACACUACCUCACAGCAAACAUCCUCUGAAGGUCCAGUAGCUACGGAUGUUGUGAGUCUGAAUGGAAACACAGAAGAAGAAGUUCCAACCAUGAACAAUCUCAGAAACUCAGGUCUUGGAAAAGAGAUUUCGGAGAAGCCACUAGAUGUGCCUUCGGAUCGAGCCAAUUUAGCCCAGGGUUCCUCUCCACUAGGUCCCGCUCGAUGUAGUUCACCACAGGUUGAGUCUCCAGUGCCAUCGGCUUCUGUUGAGCUUCUCGCCAUGUCACCGACGGGACGACAAGGUUUUGUAACUAAUGAGCAGCUGGUGGAGAUCUUGCAGGACCUGAGUGUGGAUGCUGUAAGUAGCUCCGCCAAGUCCCACGACCGGGCGCGAAGCCCGUCCCUCAAUCCAGAUGAACUGAGCACGGCUCUUUCUCCUCUAUCUCCUCUACAGUUCUUCUUCCCCACCAUCUCACCCUAUGUCAUGCGUAAACGCAGACCACCUUUUUACUCCUCAAGAGGUGUACCUCCCCCUUACUAUUUUCCAGGCUCGGUUCCUCCAGGGCGGAGGAGGGCACCAGCACUACCGGACCAUGGAAAGUUGAGGGAUGAUGACUCUCAAAGACAAGACUUGUGGCAUAAGGGAAAGAGGAGGAGAAGGGGUGAGAAAGCACAGGCUCGAUGUGGCUCGGGACAGGAGAGUUGGGAAUGUUCUUCUCACAAAUGCUCCAUUACGCCUUUCACAGGACAGGUUCCUCAGCCUGCCUCUGCUGGACUGAUAGAGGGGGUUAAACACUCAGAGGAGCCAUAUGACUACUCAGACUCAGACUCCAGCAGCUCAGAGGACUACUGUUACUACCAGCGGCCCUACUGCGGGGCCUGUCAUCAGCUCUACGACUCCACAGACAGCCUCACCUCAGGGACCUCUGACAGCGAGGAUGAGGACUUCUACAAGUCAGCACAUCCUGCUGUAAACUUUAAAGUGGACCUUAAACCAACCUUUGUAUGAACAGACUGCA